This is a messenger RNA of Miscanthus lutarioriparius, 1131 nucleotides long. The record is from the annotation of a GenBank genome assembly. NCBI's taxonomy places the organism in Eukaryota, Viridiplantae, Streptophyta, Magnoliopsida, Poales, Poaceae.
AUGGCUGACGAGGAUAUUCAGCCUAUUGUAUGCGACAAUGGCACUGGAAUGGUCAAGGCCGGUUUUGCUGGUGAUGAUGCACCAAGAGCUGUCUUCCCCAGCAUUAUUGGAAGACCACGUCAUACCGGUGUCAUGGUUGGCAUGGGCCAAAAGGAUGCCUAUGUAGGUGAUGAGGCUCAGGCCAAGAGAGGCAUCCUGACACUGAAGUACCCGAUUGAGCAUGGCAUUGUCAACAACUGGGAUGACAUGGAGAAAAUCUGGCAUCACACCUUCUACAACGAGCUCCGUGUUGCGCCUGAAGAUCACCCUGUACUGCUGACCGAGGCCCCUCUCAACCCCAAGGCCAACAGAGAGAAAAUGACACAGAUUAUGUUUGAAACCUUUGAAUGCCCAGCAAUGUAUGUUGCUAUCCAGGCUGUUCUUUCCUUGUAUGCUAGUGGGCGAACAACCGGUAUUGUGAUGGACUCUGGUGAUGGUGUGAGCCACACAGUUCCAAUCUAUGAAGGAUACACACUUCCUCAUGCUAUUCUCCGUUUGGAUCUUGCGGGGCGUGACCUCACCGACCACCUAAUGAAGAUCCUCACAGAGAGAGGGUACUCCCUCACUACGAGCGCUGAGCGGGAAAUUGUCAGGGACAUAAAGGAGAAGCUCGCCUAUGUUGCCCUUGAUUAUGAACAGGAGCUGGAAACUGCCAGGAGCAGCUCCUCUGUUGAGAAGAGCUACGAGAUGCCUGAUGGUCAGGUAAUCACCAUUGGGUCAGAAAGGUUCAGGUGCCCCGAGGUGCUGUUCCAGCCAUCUCUUGUUGGUAUGGAAUCGCCUGGCGUACAUGAAGCCACAUACAACUCCAUCAUGAAGUGCGAUGUUGAUAUAAGGAAGGAUUUGUAUGGUAAUGUUGUCCUCAGUGGAGGAUCUACCAUGUUCCCUGGGAUUGCCGAUCGUAUGAACAAGGAGAUCACGUCCCUGGCCCCUAGUAGCAUGAAGGUUAAAGUGAUUGCACCACCUGAAAGGAAGUACAGUGUCUGGAUUGGUGGCUCUAUUUUGGCUUCUCUCAGCACUUUUCAGCAGAUGUGGAUCUCCAAGGGAGAGUAUGAUGAAACCGGUCCAGGCAUUGUCCACAUGAAGUGCUUCUAA